This is a messenger RNA of Calypte anna (Anna's hummingbird), 3416 nucleotides long. It is a transcript of the gene NET1, whose product is annotated as neuroepithelial cell transforming 1. The coding region runs from base 60 to 1826 and encodes 588 amino acids. Gene Ontology annotation, molecular function: guanyl-nucleotide exchange factor activity. Gene Ontology annotation, biological process: intracellular signal transduction; positive regulation of Rho protein signal transduction. The transcript is spliced from 12 exons. The record is from RefSeq and is a predicted model, not a curated record. Lineage: Eukaryota; Metazoa; Chordata; Aves; Apodiformes; Trochilidae.
CGCGGAGGCGGUGCGGGGCUUGGCUCGGUCCCCGCCUUCCCCCGGCACCACCUGUCAGCAUGGAGGCAGAAUCCAUGAGGCAAAAUCACCCUCGGCGAAGACGGGGAAGGGUCAGCACCAGCCCCCCGCGCCCUGCGGACAGCACACCCGGUGUGGCAGCCUCCUGCAGCCGGUACCCUCUCAGACGAGGCAGCUCCUUCACAUUUCUGACUCCAGGACCCCAGUGGGACUUCACCCUGAAAAGGAAACGCCGAGAGAAGGAGGAGGAUGCAGUCAGCCUUUGCAGCCUUGACUUUAAGGAGCCAAGCAAUAAACGGGUUCGGCCUUUAGCCCGGGUCACAUCCCUGGCAAACUUGAUCUCUCCUGUCAGAAAUGGUGCAGUUCGACGCUUUGGGCAAACCAUCCAGUCAUUUACCCUCCGCAGUGACACCAAAUCCCCUGGCUGUGCCCAGAAGUCAUGUAGCAGAUCUGCUGCUCCUACACCUCCCAAAAGAAGAAACAGUGUGCUUUGGUCUGAGAUGUUGGAUGUCAACAUGAAAGAGUCUCUGAGCACCAAAGAAAUCAAACGUCAGGAGGCAAUUUAUGAAAUGUCCAGGGGAGAGCAGGACCUCAUUGAGGACCUGAAGCUUGCUAGAAAGGCCUAUCAUGACCCCAUGCUGAAACUCUCCAUCAUGUCUGAGGAGGAACUCGCCCACAUUUUUGGGGACUUGGAUUCUUACAUUCCUCUGCAUGAAGACUUGUUGGCAAGUUUAGGAGAAGCAACCAAACCAGAUGGAACAGUGGAGCAGAUCGGGCCCAUUCUUGUCAAGUGGUUACCACGACUCCAUGCCUACAAAGGAUACUGCAGCAAUCAACUGGCAGCCAAAGCCCUUCUGGAUCAGAAAAAGCAGGACCCAAGAGUGCAGGACUUCCUCCAACGCUGCCUUGAGUCUCCUUUCAGCAGGAAAUUGGACCUUUGGAGCUUCCUGGACAUUCCUAGAAGUCGUCUGGUUAAGUAUCCACUGCUCCUGAAAGAGAUCCUCAGGCACACUCCCAAAGAUCAUCCUGAUAUCCAGAUUCUGGAAGAAGCUAUAUCUAUCAUCCAAGGAGUCCUCUCUGACAUCAACCUGAAGAAGGGGGAGUCAGAGUGCCAGUACUACAUUGACAAGCUGGAAUACCUGGAUGAGAAGCAGAAGGACCCAAGGAUUGAAGGCAGCAAAGCUUUACUGUGCCAUGGGGAGCUGAAAAAUAAAAAUGGACAUAAACUUUAUGUCUUCCUCUUCCAAGACAUCCUGGUGUUGACCCGGCCGGUGACUCGCAACGAGCGUCAGGCAUUCCAGGUCUACAGGCAGCCAAUCCCUGUCCAGGAGCUGCUCCUGGAAGACCUGCAGGAUGGAGAUGUGAAAAUGGGAGGAUCUUUCCGAGGAGCUUUUGGCAAUUCUGAUAAAGCUAAAAACAUCUUCCGAGUUCGUUUCCAAGAUCCUUCCCCAGGUCAGUCCCACACCCUGCAGGCCAACGAUGUCUUCCACAAGCAGCAAUGGGUCAACUGCAUCCGAACCGCCAUCGCUCCCUUCCACCCCCCGGCCCCGGAGCUGAAGGAGCUGCCAGAGCUCAGCGAAGAGUCAGAGGAGAACAACCCCUCAACACCCAACCUCAAAGCCCAGAAGAGGGAAUCUGUCACCUCAGGCCUCAAUGAGAUGGAAAUAGAGGAAAACCUCUCUGAGUGUGGUUCCAUCUUGGACUCAGAGGAAGCCAAAGGUGGGAAAAGCCACCGAACGUCCUUUGGGCACAGAAAAACCCGUGAGAAGCAGCAGCUCAGCACCAAGAGGAAAGAAACCCUGGUGUGAGGAGGAGUUUGGUGACUUGGUUGGGAGACUGUUUAUUUAUAAAUAACGUGUACAUUUUGUUGUUUCUUGGGACGUUCAGCAUGGUGGGAGUCACUCUCCUGAACCAGAAUAUUUGGGGGUUUUUGUUUCUUUUUGUUGUAAUGGCAGCUACUGGUGUGCAGUUGACACUGUCGAACUGGAGUCUGUUUUUACACACCUGGGGAACCUUUUUUUUUUUUGCCUUUCAACCCUGGGGGUGAUGUAAAAAAGCCCUCAGGCUUUCCACUCCUCACAGCAGGGUUUUUGGGAGAGCACCCUUUGCUGCUUUCCAAAAGAUUUUCCACGGGUGGUGGUUGAGGCUGGAAAAACAGCAAAGCUAAUGGGGAAGUUUUGGGCCAGCACCUCCCUUGGCAGGGGGGGUUUUGGAUCAACCCUGCAAAAGUCCUUUUUAAAAGGGGACUCAAAACCUUUGAGUUCCUGCUUUCCCCUUGUCUUGUACAGUGCAUGGUUUGCAGUGGGGGGGGGGGUUUAGCAUUGAUCCACUUGAUUUUCACAUGAGAAAAAAGUAACAACAAACAGACCCCAGGUUCAACAGGUUCUCAAUUCACCUACUGGAAUCUUUCAUCUUCAUGUGUCCUUUGUACAUUCCUCAUUCUCACUCUUGUAACCUGCCAGAUAUUUAAGUUUUUCCUUAGUUGUUUUGUUGGGGUUUGUUUGUUUUUUGUUUGUUUUGUUCUUUUUAUUUUUUUUUUCUUUCUUUUAUUUUUUUUUUUUACUUUUAUAUUUCAUUGUUGUUCAGAUUUGGCAUUUCCUUUCCAGUACUUGGUCCCUCUUGCUGGGAGGUGGCACAUCCCAUUUCCUCACCUGAAAGCCACAUUGUCUCAGGUGAAGCCACAGGGUGACAAAGCUGGUGGCCAGGAGGAGACACUCAACCUCUCCCCACUUACCAUGAGCCACAUCCUUGGCUCCACUUCUAGGUUUACUGCAAGAGAACUGCAUCACUAAUGGGGUUUAGGAAGGUUUUAGGAAAGUUGCAAAGGGUUUGGGGAGGGAAGAAGAGGAGCAGGUAGAGGGGAGUAGCAGGGAGUGAAGGUAGAUUAUUAAUUUUUUUGUUUAAUUUUGGUGUUACUGUUGCCUUUUGGAAAUGAAAAGCCUUCUAAAAGGAGGCAGGACUGGAGGCAACCAAGGGUUUAAUGCACGUGGUAGAAAGGUAGAGAAGAAGAAAGGGUUUGAAGCCACUGAGGUGUGAGGAUGGAGGAGAUGUUGGUUGUUCCAUCCAGGUGAUGGCAUCACCCCUAUCCUGCAGAGCUCCAAAGAUGGGUCUGAGAGAUGGGACACAAAGGUUUGGGAGGGACAGAAACCAGUGAGAGCUUCCAACCAAACCAACAACAAGUUCCUUGUCAUUCAGCCCACCCCAACACACCCAUCCUGGGGACAGCACCCAGCAGAAUGGGUGCUGGAGAGGCAGGUGAGGGGUCUCCCCUGUCACCUGCUGGGCUGGUCCCUUUGGAGAUGGGGAGGGGGUGUACAUAGACACAAAAUGUCUGUGCUUCUCUGUAAAUGUCUUGUACAGCUUCGAGUGCCAAGUACAAUUAAAUUCCUGACACCCUC